AUGACUCUGAUCACCACAUUCCUCACGGACCUGUACCAAGAACUUUACCAUCACCUCUUCCUCCCUCUCCUUCCCUACCUCCACCUCUUCCUCACCACACACUUCACCCCCCUCUCUCUCGCCCUCCAAGUCCUCUUCACCGCCCUCUCAUUCUACUUCUUACCCUUCAACGACGUUGCCGCCUCCCUCUGCCUCCUCUACGUCUUCAACCACGCCGUCCCAUUCGCACUCUCAUCCACCCUCUCGUUUUUCUUCCCACUCGAGCUCUACCAGGGCGAGAUCGAGUUCGCAGUCUCCUGCUGUAACAUUGGGCUCCUUGCGGUUGGGGUCUGUAUCGAAGGCCUCAAGUCACUCAUUUGGCGCAUACACCCGGGGGUGCAUCUACUGUACAGCGCAGCUAUCGAAGCGGCGCAGGAUGUCCGGAAGUUGUGGGUGCAAGCGGACUUGGUGGAGAGAAUAAAAGCGAGCCGGGAGUGGUUCGAGAAGAACGUUGUGGGAGUAGAAUUCAUCUGGGAUGAGGUUAUCGCGGCAGUUGAAGCUGCGACCCCCAUCGAAGCCGAGCCAGGGGCCGAGGCCGUAAUUGAGCGUGUUAUACUUCCUCCGCCGGUGGAAAUACACAAACCACCACCAGUCAAAGAACGUCCCCCUCCGCGCUGCCCCAGCCCGUUCAAAUCAUCUUCUAGGUCAAACUUUAGCGAGAGGCAAAGGUCCGAGCUUUAUCGCAAGAGUUCUGACUACUACAAGCAGCGCGGCUCAAACUCGUUGAAGAACUGCUUAACUGUUGUUAAUAGAGCUAGUAUAUGGGACGUACCAGCUGAAAGGGGGAGAAAGAAAGUACCGGUUGUUAGUUGUGCUGUUGUGGCUGCCAAGCCGAUCAUUGACAUUGUCACACCGAAGUCAAUGAUCAAAAAGACAGAAAAUAUGGCAAGCAUGGAAAAGCCAGUAACAGACCAGGAAUCCCGGAAAGAGUUGGCUGAAAAAACCGAUGACGCGGCUACAGGAUCUCUUGAAGGCGUAGAGAAGUUACCUGUUGAAUCGCGCAUUGUUGACAACAUAGCUAUCGAAUGCAUGCCUGCCGAGUGCGCACGAGAGAGAGUUAUCGCGCAGAACAAAGAGGAGAAAGAAGUAAAAGAUCUUGGGGUGAAGAAAGAAAAGGAAGCGAGGGAAGAAGAUGCCGUAGAGCAGGUACGCCCCAAAGAAGAAGAGCCCAUCCAGAUCAGAGGUACUACGGGGCUCCAGAAAAUUGAAACCCAGAAGCACAGUACUCCUCAGGCUAAAGUCAGCGAGGCUAUUAUCACUGAGGGUGGAAUUAAAAUUACUGAGUGCUUGAUAAUGCAUGUUAAAGAGCCCGAGAAGGUCAGCGCAGAGGUGAAACAGGGUGGGGAGUUUGUGAUGGAGGGGAAACAAGUACUUUAUCACCACUCUACCGUUGCCGAAGUUUCUACCGUCCCUGAAGUUGCGACCACUACUACCCUCCCAGUCUUCCAGGCUCUGGAUAGAGACACUAUUACAGAAAUCUCUAGGCGCCCCAUUUUCGAAGUCGCCAGGCCCAUUUCCAGCAUCGAAGUCCUUACUCCUACCCGAGUCUACGACGUUGUAAAAGGGCUCCAGUCUCCUGUGUUGACCCCAGAGUUAUCCGGGGCGCUUUAUUUUACUGGGUUUGAUCAUGUAACCCACAUGCAAGAUGUUUUUUCGCCUCCUCUCACCGCUGAGGAUGAGAGCUUUGAGGAUGCCACCGUAGAAAUGGAGCAAUGCGAAGAGUUUGGUCUAGAAGUAACAGGAGACAAAGACGAAGAAAUGAUGGAUGGAUGGGAUGGGCAGGCCGUAGGAGAUGAGGAGAUGGAGGAGGCCCCAUUCGAUCUCCAGAUGAUAGAUAACGCUCAGCUUUUCUACGAAGACCGCCAGGAUCAAGAGGAUACCAUGGACGACAUUUCUUACACCUCUGAGAAUUGUGAAUCUCAAGAGAUGGAAAUAGAAGAGUCAGAACUAGAGGUUAUUUCCAGCCAGGAGAUGGAAAUAGAGGAAAUAGGACUAGAAGUUACUUCCAGCCAGGAGAUGGAAAUAGAGGAGACAGGGUUGGAAGUUAUCUCCAUCCAGAGCGUUAAUAUUGGGACUGCUCAGCACCAAUCAUUUUCUGUUGCUCCUUUUAUGGUCGCCCCCGUCUGCUAUUUUCCUCCAGUUCCUAUCCGCGAAAUCCUUCUCGAACCUAUCCACACACCAGCCGCAGCUUUUGCUCCAGGCGUGUCCGAUCCCCUCACCGCUUAUCGGGUUGUGUCCGAUCCGACCAGUGGGUCUAUCACUCAUACUACCACGUCUCCUACACCUACGUGUUCCAUUCCUCUUGUUCCCGAUCUUGCAACCUUCAAGUUCGCACCCGCUCUGGCUCCAGAUGUAUCCAAUCUGGCCGCUGUUACAGCCAUUCCAGGUGAUCAAGUGCCCCUAACCUCGGUGCCGAUCGCCACACCGACUAUUACCCCCGUUCCUGCUUUCCUCCUUGCGUCUGCAGUUACUAUCGAAAGUGCCCCGACUCUCCCUGAAACUCAACACUCAGAGAUAGCUACUGCUUCCAGUUCUAGCACACCCAUAUUUCAGAGACGCCAUGAGUCUGUCACUGUCACCACUGCUGCCACUGACGAAACUCCCACAUCGAUUAGUGAUAACGAGAUAACAGGACCUAAAAUCCCUAGUAACAUCCUCAAGACGCAAUAUGAGGCCAUCGCUGUUGAGACUCAGGCUCCUGCUGCUGCUGAGUCUCCUGCUGAAUCUCCUGCUGUUGCGGAGGCUCCCGCUGUUGUCGAGACCCCGACUCCCGUCAGAUACUGGAAGGAAAUCACCGCCUCAAGCUCCCAGACUUCCUCUCCAAGAAGACAAUAUCAUGGAGCCACUUCCAACACUCUCAUGAGUUAUACAUCUCCUCAACAUGUGGAGAUAUCUACUGCCUCUAGUUCCCGUGUUCCCACUCCUAAGAGGCGGUUCGAGCCUGACGCUGCUUCUCGCCGUGAUACCCCCGGCCCCAAGAAGGUCGCACGUAUCAUCGCACCUCUCAAAAAGUCUAUAGCUCCUACCAAACCCGUAAAUGUUCCCGCAAAGCCCUCAAAAGACGUGAAGGGGAAGGGGAAGGGGAAGGCGAUUGAGAUUGAGAUAGAAGAAACCUGGAGCGACAAUGACGAGGACGCCUUUGACGAUAUGGGAAUAGAUGCCCUAAGAGAUACAUCUGCCGAGGAAAAAAGGCUGCGUAGGGAUUAUUAUAUUAACAAUCGAGAAGAUUGA
This is a messenger RNA of Morchella sextelata, 3270 nucleotides long. RefSeq lists its product as uncharacterized. The transcript has 5 exons. Lineage: Eukaryota; Fungi; Ascomycota; Pezizomycetes; Pezizales; Morchellaceae. The record is from RefSeq and is a predicted model, not a curated record. The coding region runs from base 1 to 3270 and encodes 1089 amino acids.